AUGGAGAUCCCAAUCUUUUUCAAGGAGUUGAAGAAGCUAUGGGACAACGAGUCCUCUAAUCUUCCAUGGAGAAAAGGGCAAUAUUCUUCAUCAAACACAAUACUGAUUGAUGAUAAACCUUACAAGGCACUUCUAAAUCCUCCUUCCACGGCAAUAUUUCCCACCGAAUACAAGCCGGACCAACUGGAUGAUGCUACUUUAGGUCCAAAUGGUGAGCUCCGACUGUACUUGGAUGGCCUGGCAAGAGCAGCAGAUUUCCCUGCAUAUGUGAAGGAACACCCUUUUGGACAGUCUGCUAUAACAGCUAUCCAUCCUGACUGGGAUUUCUACUCCAACAUCAUUGACAGUUCCCAGUUUAAUUAAUUAUAGAAUUUGGCAG
This is a messenger RNA of Populus trichocarpa (black cottonwood), 379 nucleotides long. RefSeq lists its product as uncharacterized. The transcript has 3 exons. The coding region runs from base 1 to 363 and encodes 120 amino acids. The record is from RefSeq and is a predicted model, not a curated record. NCBI's taxonomy places the organism in Eukaryota, Viridiplantae, Streptophyta, Magnoliopsida, Malpighiales, Salicaceae.